This is a messenger RNA of Bufo bufo (common toad), 6005 nucleotides long. It is a transcript of the gene LGR5, whose product is annotated as leucine rich repeat containing G protein-coupled receptor 5. The record is from RefSeq and is a predicted model, not a curated record. Lineage: Eukaryota; Metazoa; Chordata; Amphibia; Anura; Bufonidae. Gene Ontology annotation, cellular component: membrane. Gene Ontology annotation, biological process: G protein-coupled receptor signaling pathway. Gene Ontology annotation, molecular function: G protein-coupled receptor activity; protein-hormone receptor activity; protein binding.
GGCUGCAGCCGUUACUUCCCUGGAAUACUUACCGUACAGCAUGGACACCUCCCAGACCUGCCUGCUCGUGUGCUCCCUUCUGUGCACCGUACAGCUCGUUAGCGCGGCCAGACCGGGGAAGCAGCAGCAGCACCGGAGCUGUCCCGCCGCCUGCCUGUGUGAACAGGACGGGAUGAUGAUGCGAGUGGACUGCUCAGACCGGGGGCUCACUGCCGUGCCAGCUAACCUCAGCAUCUUCACGUCCUACCUAGAUCUCAGCAUGAACAACAUAACCAGGCUGCCCUCUGGCACCUUGCAUACCUUGCAUUAUCUUGAGGAACUACGUCUUGCAGGAAAUUACUUGACAUACAUUCCCAAGGGAGCUUUCGCUGGACUCAACAGUCUCAAAGUUCUGAUGUUGCAGAACAACCAGUUAAAGCAAGUUCCAAGUGAUGCUUUCCACAACCUUCGUAACCUUCAGUCUUUGCGAUUGGAUGCCAACCAUAUCAGCUAUGUGCCACCAUACUGCUUUAAUGGUCUGAAUUCACUUCGACACUUAUGGUUGGAUGAUAAUUCUCUGAAUGAAAUUCCAGUUAGGGCACUGGAAAGUUUAUCAGCUCUUCAGGCCAUGACACUGGCAUUAAACAAGAUUCACCACAUACCAGAUCAUGCAUUUAGGAACCUCUCCAGUCUUGUGGUCUUACAUCUCCAUAACAAUAGGAUCGACUCCCUGGGAAAGAAAUGCUUUGACGGGCUCCACAGUCUGGAGACUUUAGAUCUGAACUACAACAAUCUAGACGAGUUUCCUGCUGCUAUCAAAACCCUCAGGAACCUUAAAGAGCUGGGAUUCCAUAGCAACAAUAUCAGGGCUAUUCCUGAGCAUGCAUUUAUUGGGAACCCUUCACUUAUUACAAUCCACUUCUAUGACAACCCUAUUCAGCAUGUUGGAAGAUCUGCAUUUCAGCACUUGCCAGAGCUCCGGACUCUGAUCCUUAAUGGGGCUUCACAAAUUACAGAAUUUCCUGACCUCACUGGAACCACAAGCCUGGAAAGUCUAACCUUAACAGGGGCACAACUGGUCAGCCUCCCAGGUGUAAUCUGUGAUCAGCUGCCCAACCUUCAGAUGCUAGAUUUGUCAUAUAAUCUUAUCAAGGAUUUGCCCAGCUUCUCCGGGUGUCAACGACUUCAGAAGAUAGAUUUGCGUCAUAAUGAAAUCUAUGAAAUUAGAUCCAACACCUUUCAGCAGCUGACUGUCCUGAGAUCAUUGGACUUGGCCUGGAACAAGAUAAUAUAUGUUCAUCCUCACUCAUUUUCAUCUUUGCCUUCCCUUAUCAAAUUGGAUCUGUCCUCCAACCAUUUGACUUCAUUUCCUGUUACUGGUCUACAUGGUUUGACUCAUCUAAAAUUGACAGGAAAUACGGCUCUGCAAGAACUGAUUCCAUCAGAACAUUUCCCAAAGCUCAGGGUUAUGGAAAUGCCAUAUGCCUAUCAGUGCUGUGCCUUUGCAAUUUGUGAAAGUGUCUUCAAACAAUCAAGCCAGUGGAGCAAAGAUGACAACAGCAGUGUUGAUGAGUUUCCUCGAAAGGAUUUGGGAAUACCACAUCUGCAAGAUGAUCGGGACUUUGAUGAUUUUCUUCUCGAUUUUGAAGAGGAUAUAAAGCUCCUUCACGCCGUGCAGUGUACACCGUCUACAGGACCGUUUAAACCAUGUGACCACCUGUUUGGAAGCUGGCUGAUCCGUAUCGGAGUGUGGCUGAUCGUUCUCCUAGCUUUUAUUUGCAAUGCUUUGGUGAUUGCCACAGUCUUCAAACAUCUAUCUUAUAUUCCAUCCAUAAAGCUUCUAAUUGGCCUUAUAGCCAUUAUGAACACAUUGAUGGGCCUUUCCAGUGGGGUCCUGGCUACUGUUGAUGCUCUGACCUUUGGACAGUUUGCUCAGUAUGGGGCUUGGUGGGAAAACGGAGUUGGUUGUCAGAUAACUGGAUUUCUGUCCGUGUUUGCAGCAGAAACCUCCAUAUUCCUUCUCACUGUGGCUGCACUUGAGCGAGGACUUUCCACAAAAUGUUCUAAUAAGUUUGAAUCAAAAUCCUCAUUUAUAAUUGUCAAGUUGUCCAUAGGCUUUUGCUUUAUUCUUUCCUUGGUAAUCGCAGUAUCUCCACUGUUGAGUGGCAAUACAUAUGGGACCUCGCCAUUAUGUUUCCCACUGCUUUUUGGUGACCCCUCUUCUAUGGGCUUCAUGGUCGCUUUAGUCCUUUUGAACUCGCUAUGCUUCCUUGUUAUGACAGUUGCCUAUACGAAACUUUACUGCACGUUAGAAAAAGGCGAACUAGAAAAUGUGUGGGACUGCUCGAUGGUAAAGCAUAUAGCGUUGCUCCUCUUCACUAACUGCAUUCUCUACUGUCCGGUGGCCUUCUUGUCCUUUUCCUCCCUGUUAAAUCUUACUUUUAUUAGUCCAGAAGUGAUUAAAUCAAUUCUCCUGCUCAUUAUCCCAUUGCCUGCAUGUUUAAAUCCUCUGUUGUACAUUCUCUUCAAUCCGAAUUUCAAGGAGGAUAUUGGUGGUCUGAAAAGCACAGAUAUGCUGUGGAGCAGAUCUCGGCAAACUAGCCUGUCCUCUAUUAAUUCAGAAGAUGCUGAAAAACAAUCCUGUGAUUCUACGCAAGCCUUGGUGACCUUUGCAAGCUCCAGCAUUUCAUAUGAGUACCCAUCCAGCCCUUCAUCAUACCAGAUGACUGAAAACUGUACAUUAUCAACUGCAACCUAUGUGUCUUGUCACUGACAACAUGGCCACACGGUACUGGCUCCUGUACUCGAGACAUAAGCCUCUCUUUAUUCACUAUCAUUGGAGAAUAGUAUUGGUUUGUCUUUGCUGCAUCCAUAUGAAACCAAUCAGCUAUGGUAUUUCUUUUGGAUAUUGUCUGAAAGAUAAACCUUGGGAUUUAUCAUUAAUCUUUUACAGGGUUAUCUUGCCUUUCCAUCACAUCAUUUCCUCUAAUUAAACCAAAACUGAAUGCCCAGAACGUUGUCAAUAUACUCCCAGCUGCCAGGAUUUCAGUAUUCAUAACACAUAAAAUAUGCUGCAGAGCCACCUCCAUAUAGUAAACAGCUUGACUUUAAAUCUAUUACAUGCAGAUCUUACAAUCUAAUACACUGCACAGCUCAAUAUUUUGGAACACACAUGAUCUGUUUCCAACAAACCAUUCCUCUUUCACUGAUCAGCCAUUGCCACUUUUAAAGAAAGUCUAGAGAGACCGUUCAUCAAAGAGCCAACGAGAAGACACAAAGUCCUUAGUUGUCACACGUUUCCCUGAUGUUCAUAUGUGAUGGUUAUGCUUUGGAGAUCACGAAUCUUUCUUCUUGGAUUGAGAGACAAGGACUGCUGAUAUGUAUGUGCCCUAAUGGAAUUAACAAGUGUGUCAUGCUUCCACGAUAAUAAUGCUUGUGUCUUCUAACCUGCACUUAAUACAAUAAACUAAAGAAGUUGUUAGGCUGUCUCUGGUAUUGCAGCUCAGUCACAUUCAAGAAAAUGUAGUUGAGCUGCAAUUCCAGACAUAGCCCAUCAUCAAGAGUUUCUGAAAGAAAAUAAAAACACACCAUUUUUCAGUCUAAAUGUCCUUUACAACCAAUUAUUUGGAAGGAGUGUUCCUAGGAACUCUUGUUCCCGAUAACUGCCGUAAAGGUGGCGACGAUCACCCAGUGAGUGAAAGCAUAGCUGGUGUGGUCACCUAAAUCAUCAUUUCACUGUUUACUCAGGACAAACUACUGCCCUGAAACAUUGAUUAUGUGGACAAGCGAUCACAGAAGCGAUGUGGGCUUCUAAGACAGCAUUUUGAGUAGGUAAGAAAAGGACAUAGACAAUGAGAGGAUGAAUUUAUCCGCUAUUGCAGCUGAACAUAUAUUCACACUAAUGCACUUAGUGCCUUCAAACAUGGCAGAUUAUGUUGUAGAAAAUUUCUGCGACCGAAAAUGAGUUCCAUUUUUCUGAAUAUCCAUAUGCUUCCCACCAAAACAACCCCAAUCGGAUGAGUGGAGCUGAUUUUUGGUUGCAGACAUUUUCUGCCACAAAACCUGCCGAUUGUGAAGGCGCCUUCACUGUGCCAUGUGGAUACAAAUGAUCACUUAACCAUGGAGAAUAAACUAUGUUCUAUCUAGUCAUUUAUCCAUUAUUUGUACAUAUUUCUAUAUCACACUGAGUGUAUACAGAAACACAUUAUGUUCUCAAAAGUAAAGGUUAACACAUAAGGACUUCCUUUUGGAGAACUUUGAAUAUUGAAGUUACAAUCUUUCAUUUAGGACACAUAGGAUCACUGCUAUAUGAUGUACUUUUACUAGGUAAAAUCAACUAAUGGUGAACACCAUCAAGUGUAAAUGUUGACAAAAGACUGUUUUUCAUCUAAAGGAUAUGCUCACCUUUCUGUUGGCACCUCUCAUGCAGCAUUGUAUGUUGAGAACUGUAAUAUCGUGUCCAGAGAGGGAAAUACUAUUUAAAUGUGACCGGUCCUAUAUAGCUGCAUUGAAUAUUGUAUACUGUAUGAUUCAGGUUUUCAUUUCAUUGAAACAGCAUUAAACCUCACUCAGACAGGCAUGUUGUACCCAAGUUUAACAGUCCAUAUUCCAAGUGUAACACUCUGGGGGAGAUUUAUCAAACUUGUGUAAAGUACAACUGGCUUAGUUGUCCAUAGCAACCAAUCAGAUUUACCCGUUUCAUUUUUCAAAGGAGCUGUAAAACAUGAAAGGUGGAAUCUGAUCGGUUGCUAUGGGCAACUAAGCCAGUUCUUCUUUACACCAGUUUGAUAAAUCUCCCCCUCAGUCUCCUCAUGAUUCUACUGAACAAUAGUGAUCUAUGAUGCUGUAAGUCCAGUUCAGCAGAACCAUAGGACGUCCACAAGUUACACAUGGAAAAUAGACUGUUUAACACUGGAAAAUUAUGCCUUGAUCUUACACAAUACACUCCUGAGCACUUACAGUAAGCUGUUACAAUAUAUGGAUUGCAUAUUACAACUUGGUUGAACUUGACGGACUUAUGUCUAUUUUCAACCGUAUCAACUAUGUAACUUCCUAGUAAUUUGACUAUAAUGUUUUUUUACUUGUGUAUAAAACGUAAUCUGCAGUGUCUGCUGCCACAAAUGGCAGGCAUGGAUUGAAAUCAACAGACAAUGACUGUCCUGCCAUGUCUUCUUUUCACUACUCAGCAGCAAGCAUUGACCCCGCUGUUCACUGGUCUCCAUUAGACUCAAAACUAGGCAACCCCUCUAAAUAAUUACAUUCAGCGAUAAGCAGAUAUAUCCUAGCACUAACCCAACAGUCACAAUGCAAUGUUUUAGUGAAAUUGGGCAGAUCACUUAUCAACUCUUUUCAGAAAAUUUGGAAUGUAUCACUAUCCAAAAAAAAAAAAAAAAACGAGAUAAAGGGAUUAUAGGUCACAGAUGUUACAAUACAACUUUUUAUAACCAGGAUUUAUAUAUUGCUAUAUAUAGGGCUCUGAUAUUUUUUAAAAUAAAAACAGCCAUAUAACUGAAGCUGGCACAGGCCACAACAUCCAACCCAUUCUAUAUUUUAGUUAAUCCAUUAUGGGAGUGUUACGGUACAGUAUAGAAUGGUUCUGGACUUCAAGCAGUUACAAAUGUAAGGAUGACAGACUGAGGGGAUGAGGUUUGUGUUACUUCAUAUAUAAUAGGCCUAAAAUCACACAUUUAGGAAAUGGGGAAACAUUUAUGGGCAGAACAUUGUAUAAAAUCCAUAUAAAUAAACCUAAAAGCUCUCCUAUAAAUAGAAAUAAGGUUUUAUUUUUAUAAGCAUGUUUGGAAUAUUGUGAUUAGAUAUGCGUAACUUUGACAUGAGAAAACUUAAUUUUUAUGAGAUUUGUAAAUAUAGAUCUGUAUUUAUUACUUUGGCAAAGAUACAAUAACAUCAAAUGGUAUAAAGUGGAAACAGCUUCAACAUGUUUAUCCUGCUCAUUGGUUUUAUUGAGGUUGUUACCUGUAUAUACUGUAUAUAAAAGUCUAGUGUCUGUACAUAGGUAAUACCUGCUU